UAUUUUCUCCCCAAACCGCUGGACCGAGAUCUUUGCCGCUAAUCUGAAGAGCCCUUUCGCGCUACGUCCACCGGGCUCCGGUGAAAGACCGGCGUGAAUUGCGUGGAGAUCUCGCGAUGCCCGAAGGGUCUCGAGCGCCGCGGCGGGAACGGAGACGGAAAGGUGGAGGAGCCAUGAACUGGGUGGGAGGUGUGCGGAACAGAAUUAAACUGAGGCAACAGAAAAGGCAGCAAAAGGAAUUUUUUGAGAAGAGGAAGCUCAGGUCCAAACUUAAACUGUUAGCACCACUGGUGUCACCCCAACAGAACUCUUCAGUUAGCUGGGACCUACUUACUCUGCAUAUUGUUAACCGAAUUGCUGCAAAAAAGGAAUCUACUGAGGCAUCAAACAACGUUGUUCAAGUAGACAUGAAGAAAGAUACAAAAAUACCAAUUAGACGGCAUAACAUUGAGUUGCCAAUGUCUCCUUGCUCUACACCCUCUCGAAUAUUCUUGGAGGAAAGUCAACACAGCAUGCAGAAAGAAGAAUGGAGCAGCAGAAAGCAUUUUACAAAUACAACAAAUUUUAGAUAUGAAGAGCUUUCUCCUGUAGUGGGAUCAAAUUCUAUGGAAUAUAAUGUUUUGGACAAUUCAAGUUCUUCAAUGGAUCAAGGCAAUGGAUUUCCACUGGCAAAUUCAUGGAUGUCUGCUAAAACCUACCCUUUACAAGAAAAUCUAGGUGCAAAGCACACUACUAUGUGGGACUACUCCUGUGACAAUCAGGAACUUAUACAGAAACAUUUCAUUGGAGAUGGCAGGUCCUCAGGUACUGAAGUCACUGAACAUGAUCUUCUUGCUGAUUAUGAAAAUUUGUUGACCGAUCAUAGAAAUUUACCCAAACAUUCAAAUGCCAGGUUGUUGCAAAAUUCCUUAAUGGAGAACUCAAGUCAUCAUUCAAGUAAUUGUGGAAAGUAUGUUUCUUUUUCAAUGCAAGAUGCAUUUCCUUCAUCACAGAACAUCACGACUGAAAUCGCAACUACUGUUCAGAAUCUGACUUCUUACGGCAGAGAUGUCCCACCAACUCAAUGUUACAACUUGGAAGGAAUUCAACCUGUAGCCAACUUUUUAUGUCAGGAGAUUAUGCCUAAUCCUUAUGCACUUAUUGAUAAUGAUUUUAAUAUAAAUGUUCCUUAUAAUAGAAGUGAUAUGUACAGAACUUCAGAUGGAAAUGAUAAAGUUCUUGCUGAAGAUGCAGAAAGUGAAUAUAUUUUCACAGAACCAAAACCCAACUCAUUUAAAGAGUCAGUUGAAAAAGAUUUUGAUGGAAAUAAUUCCCUUAAUAAACAGUAUUUGGAAAGUAGCUCAGAAGAGUUCAGAAUUCAGAAAGACAUUGCCUUAGGACCUGAGGAAGCUUGGAGAUGUUUAGACUACAGAAGAAAAGAGCUCAAUAAUUCACCUGGAAGCAGUCAAUCUCCCAGCUAUUCGCCAAAAGAAACAGAAAGUUGUUGCAGUGUAUUUUCUGAUGUGUCAGAAUUAGAUGCUCAAAAUGUACAGUUUGAUGCUUCAGUUGUAAGCAAAGGCAGUAUUCGGGAACAGCUUCUUGAUGACAAGGUUGUCAGAGAAAACGACAAAGGCCAAUGUGGACCACUUCAUGAAAACUUCAGAGAAUCAAACAGUACACACCGGAUUGGUGGUGAACAGAAAGAAAAUGCACAUCAGUUUGUACCAUCUUUAAUGUAUUGUCCAUCAGAGGCUUCUACUUCUGAGCAAAAUGUUGUACGUACGUCAUUUCAUGGUCAAGAUGCAUGGACACAGACUGAAAGUUCAUUGACAUAUAUGGGUUGGUCAAAUGUUGCUAUUCAAUGCAAUUUAUCUGAUGUUGCAGAGAGUCUUUUUUUAUCUGGCAAAGAAGUAACCAACGUGGAAGAUGACUAA
Molecule: messenger RNA, 1913 nt
Organism: Mobula hypostoma (lesser devil ray)
Lineage: Eukaryota; Metazoa; Chordata; Chondrichthyes; Myliobatiformes; Myliobatidae
Product: regulator of DNA class I crossover intermediates 1-like
Exons: 10
Coding region: 117-1913 (598 amino acids)
Source: RefSeq, a predicted model, not a curated record